AUGGGGACCCCGUUCAUCUCGCUCCUCGAGCCCACCAAGCUCGAUGGCUACGACCGUGGCAAGCCGCACGACCAGCAGCCGGCGUCGAUCCCGCGCGUCUUCAUGGACGCCAUGGAGGUGCGCGAGUCGGUCUUUGUGCGCGAGCAGGGCGUGCCGCUCGAGUUCGAGCACGACGGCGACGACGCCCGCUCGCUACACUGGGUCGUCUACGCCUCGGUGAACCAGGUCGUGGCCCAGGAGCGGCGCGACGCCGCCGGCAACGUGGUGCAGCCGCGCCGCUCCUCGACCCGCACCCAGCCCAUCGGCACCGUGCGCCUGGUGCCGUUCCCACACCCGCCGCACCCGGAGCGCGGCGGCCGCUACGUCGACAACCUGCUGCAGAACGAGGCCGAGCUCGCCUCGUCGCUGACGGCGUCCCAGGAGGCCCGCAUCGGCCGCCUGGCCGUCGUCAAGGAGUUCCGCGGCCACCGGAUCGCGGGCCAGCUGUGGGCCGCCGCGCGGGCCUGGCUCGAGAACAACCAGGACUACUUCAACCCGAGCGUGCAGGAGUUGGGGCUUGAUGCGCUCAAGGCUGGCGUUAACGACGUCCCGCGCUGGAACGGCCUUGUGGGUGUGCACGCGCAGGAGGACGUUGUCCCUGUCUGGGAGCGCUGGGGCUUUCAGGUCGACGAGGGCAUGGGCCGGUGGUGGGAGGAGGGCAUCCCCCACGUGGGCAUGUUCCUGAGGCUGAAGCUGAAGGACAAGCCGAUCACGAUCUCGUAG
Messenger RNA from Neoarthrinium moseri, 762 nucleotides. RefSeq lists its product as uncharacterized. The coding region runs from base 1 to 762 and encodes 253 amino acids. NCBI's taxonomy places the organism in Eukaryota, Fungi, Ascomycota, Sordariomycetes, Amphisphaeriales, Apiosporaceae. The transcript has 2 exons. The record is from RefSeq and is a predicted model, not a curated record. Gene Ontology annotation, molecular function: acyltransferase activity, transferring groups other than amino-acyl groups.